This is a messenger RNA of Zingiber officinale, 1978 nucleotides long. Its product is annotated as probable mediator of RNA polymerase II transcription subunit 26b. Lineage: Eukaryota; Viridiplantae; Streptophyta; Magnoliopsida; Zingiberales; Zingiberaceae. The transcript is spliced from 9 exons. Bases 463 to 1800 code for a protein of 445 amino acids. The record is from RefSeq and is a predicted model, not a curated record. Gene Ontology annotation, cellular component: nucleus.
GGCGGUUGUGGUCGCGUGGCAAAGCGAGGUGGGGAGAGAGAGGGAGGGUGGUGAUGGUCAUCCGGAUAAGUGCGGAGCUUCAAGAUAUCCUCCUCAUCGUCAUCAGCUUACGAAAAGGGACAGCCCCCGCGGCGAUCGAGAUAGACGAUCGGAUUUCUCCUCCUCACUCGUCGAGGAAUUUUGCAUUUUGGGGUUGUGAUCCAUCGGACUCAUCUGCGGAUGAGCGAAAAAAAGGAGAACAAUUUGCCUGUUGUUGUUGUUGUUGUUGUUGUUUCUUUGUGGAAAAAAUCGGUUCUGUUCUCGCCAUAGAGAAGUGAAUUUAAGCCGCCGUUGAUCGGCGAAAAGAUCUGUGGCAUUCGAGCCAUUCCGCUCACCGGACGCGGAAUCAGUGUCUAAGAUUCGACUUUUAGGUCGUUUUGGGGCGGAUUUGGCGCCCUUGAACUGCUCCACUGCCGCCGCGCCAUGGCGAACUCGUCCGGAUCAGUGGGCUACUGGCGGAAGUUCUUCCGCAGCGCCGACUCCGACAUCUUUGAUGUGAUCGAGCAAGCGAUUCUCGUCGCCGCCUCCGAUCACCCCGAGGAGCUGCGGACCCGGCGGGACCGGAUCGUGGAGAAGUUUUUCACAGCGCUGCUCCCGCGCUGUUUUGCCUGCGAUCGCGUCGAGCCGCAAGGCGCCGAGGCGGAGGAAGGGCGCGGCAGCGUGAAAAGAGUUGUAGCCUUAGAAAAGGACAGCAAGAUCGACAGCUGCAACGACGACCCCGACUUCUCCCACCGCCUCGUCAGCAACUACACCUUCGACGAGGCGGAGGCGCUCACUGAGGAGAUCGAAGAGGAGGGCCAAACACUCGAAGAAGUCCGGCGGAUCAAGGAGCUCCUCUCCCACCAUCAGGAUGAGUCCGAUAACAUCUUGUUCGAGUCACUGAGGAGGCUUCAGCUAAUGGAACUCACCGUUGAUGUCCUCAAGGCGACCGAGAUUGGAAGGGCUGUUAAUCUUUUGCGAAAGCAUGCUUCGAAGCAAAUUCGCCACAUAGUGCGAACUCUCAUCGAUGGCUGGAAGGUUUUAGUUGACGAAUGGGUCAGUGCUACCGCUGCCAUUGCUGAGAACUCUGUGCAUUCUCUUCCUUCUGGUGAGUUUGAAGAGGAAGGGCUUCCCUUUCCUCCAUUAGAUGAGGGAGCUCUAUUUGCUGUUCAGACUACCUCCAUCCCACUUUCUGCGUUCUUCGAUGGAAUGGACGAUGAUGGAAAUCUUAGGAACAGUAGGGACUUCGACAAGAAAUGCGAAACUGGAAGAAACCAGAAGGAUGAUCGCAAACAGCUGAUGGAGCAAUCAAAGUUGGCAAUUUCGGAAGAAAAGCUUCAUAUGAGAAAAUAUGAAAAUGAGAUGAAGCAAUCAAAGCCGCAGACAAUUUCUAUUGGGAACCCAAACUCACAAAACAUUCCAAGUAACCAAUCUAAGCUGUUGAUUGCUGAAUCGGGGCCUGGCAGACCGACAAGGUAUACCUCUGAGCAACAAAUAUGCACUGAGAUGAAAACGAAAUGGCAGCAGGAUACUGCUACAAUUCAGAGGAAGAUGCCAAUGAUUCCCCAAGAAAAAUCAAAAUGCUCUGAGGAAUCAUUUGUUCGGGCUAAGCUGGAAGCGGCAAAGCGCAAACUUCACGAAGGCUAUCAACAAGCAGAAAAUGCAAAAAAACAGCGAACGAUACAAGUGAUGGAGUUGCAAGAUUUACCAAAGCAAGCUCACAUCAACAGGCAACCUAUUCAGAAAUUCAGAAAUCAAUCUAGGAAUUGGGCAAAUAGGUAGAACUAGAUCUGUCAAUCAUGCAAAUGCAAUGUGAAAGACCAUUGCUCUACCACUUGGUGUAGCUUGCUGUUGAGUAACUGUAUGUACGCGCUUUAACUCAUCGCUAAUUCAACCAAAGAAUUCUGAUAUUACUUCGUAAACCACCAAAGUUAUAUGAGUUAAGUUUUCUCUGUUGCAA